AUGGCUGCUGGCACACUCGAGCGGGCUGUACAACGGCUUGCGGCCAACUACGAAGAAGUGCUGGCCGCCAGCGAGUUGCACUACAUCUCGGCGGCUCCGCUCGAGUCGGACAUGCUGGUGUGGCACGGCAACGUGGUGGCGGCGGACGGACCGUACGCCGGCAUUGUUCUCCAUCUCGUUCUCUCCUUCUCCACCGACUUUCCUGCAUCGCCGCCGCGCAUCAACCUCGCCACCUACGUCCUCCAUCCCAAUGUUGUCGAUGACUACGUCUGUGCCGACUUUCUCCGCCUCUCGGACAAAGCCUACUCUGGCUGGUCCUCCGGCUACUCGGUCUUCACCAUCCUCAUGCAGCUGCAGUCGUUCCUCACCGAUGGCGUCCGCAUUGCUGUCGCUGACAAGUCUUCCGACGAUGUCGGUCCGUCGGGCGGCACCGUCUCCUUUGCCGUCUCCAAGAGCCAGCUGCGCCGGAUGCGGGAGGAAGCCGCUGCACAUACUUGCCUCUCGUGCGGCCACGCGCCCGGCGCGCCGCAUCCACCCAUCCCCGCCCUGGGCGGCAACUUGGCCGCAAGUGCAGGGUCGGACCUUGCGCAGCGGCUGCUCUCGUCGGAUUUGCAUCGGCUCCGGCUCAACUCGCGGUGUUUCUUCUCCAAGGCCACCUACCGCGACGCGGUGCUCGGCUACGGAGUCUCAGUCGAGUACUACUCCAAGGCUUCGCGCCGGCGCGGCCGGAGGCGCUCGCCCAUCAAGCGCAUCCACACCGAGCUCGACAUUUUGUCGUGGGCCGCGUUCUCGGCCGAUGGCGUCCGCACGACGCCGGUGACCAAGCGGGCGUUUUCCCACUUUAUGCCGAUGUAUAUCAACAGCGACCACGGCGGACGGGCGUACGACAUUGUGCGGACGUCGAUGGCGCGGAUGUGCAAACCACGGCCCGAACACAUACCGGCGUUCCAGCCGCCGAUGGCGCUCGACGUCUUGCCGGCGCUGAUGGACACCACCGUGGUCAGCGUCAUGUCGAGUGACGAGGUCAUGUCGUGGCGCCGGCUCGAGGGCUACUGUAUCUUUCACCGGUGGAUGAUCUACUUUGCGGCCGAGUACCCCGAGCUGAGCGAGGCGGCGUCGAAGCUCAUUGCCGCCUUUAAGCUCAAGCCAGAGUCGCGGACCAAGGCAGUUGUUCCGUCGCUCGGCUACUUCAUUCCGCUCCUCACCAUCACCGACCACGCCUUUGACGACAUCCGCGAAGAGUAUGUCGGCGAGUCACUGGUUCGCAACGUCUUCUGGGCCGUCUCCAAGUACCCGCAGCUGGCGUACGCUGAUGAUCACGACGCCCGCGGCGAGCCCUUUGACCGCCUCGCCCUCACCUUUGACGCCAACGCCGUCUCGCUCCGUCACCUCUGCUUCCACGUCUACUUUUCCAAGACCUUUGCGUCGUCGGUCGACCGCGCCGCUACCGCCCGCGACUACGAUGCCCUCCUCGGCCGCCCGCCCGAGGGCGCCCGCGAAGCGUUGCGCCUCGAGUGCGAGCGCAUUCGCGCCAUUCCCGACUUUGAGUCGCUCUUUGCCCACAUCGGCUUUCCGCUCUCCCGAAACGAGAUCCACGACUGGCUCCUCCUCGCCCUUCACGAGUCGCUUGAUCGCGACUACCAUCGAUCCGAGUCGGACACCGGCACCAGCAGCGGCUUUGCUACCGCGCCCUACGAGUUUGAUGCCUCUGUCAACGGCAGCAGCUCGACCGAUGGCGACUUUUACUCUUGCGAGUAA
Messenger RNA from Thecamonas trahens ATCC 50062, 1758 nucleotides. Its product is annotated as ubiquitin carrier protein. The transcript is spliced from 2 exons. The record is from RefSeq and is a predicted model, not a curated record. The coding region runs from base 1 to 1758 and encodes 585 amino acids. Lineage: Eukaryota; Apusomonadida; Apusomonadidae.